AUGACCGAGGCCGCCCCGCAAACGUCGGCCACCACCUCUCGCUUCGGCGACUGGCCUGCCACCAAGGUGCGAGACACCUUCACCGGCUACUUCAAGGAGCGCGCACACACCUUUGUUCCCUCGUCCUCCACUAUUCCCUACGAUGACCCCACGCUCCUCUUCGCCAAUGCCGGCAUGAACCAGUACAAGCCCAUCUUCCUCGGCGUUGCCGAUCCCAACUCGUCGUUCGGCUCCAUGAAGCGCGCCGUCAACUCGCAAAAGUGCAUCCGUGCCGGUGGAAAGCACAACGACCUCGACGACGUCGGCAAGGACACCUACCACCACACCUUCUUCGAGAUGCUGGGCAACUGGUCUUUUGGCGACUACUUCAAGAAGGAGGCAAUCGAGAUGGCAUGGGAGCUGCUCACCGUGGUGUACGGUCUGCCCAAGGACCGUCUCUACGUCACCUACUUUGAGGGCGAUGCCAAGCAGGGGCUCGAACCUGAUCUGGAAGCCCGCGAUCUUUGGCUCAAGGUGGGUGUCGCGGAGGACCACAUCCUCACUGGGGACGCCAAGGACAACUUCUGGGAGAUGGGCGCUACCGGUCCCUGCGGUCCCUGCUCCGAGAUCCACUACGACCGCAUCGGCGGCCGCAACGCUUCCGACCUCGUCAACAAGGACGACCCCAACGUCAUCGAGAUUUGGAACAACGUCUUCAUGCAGUUCAACCGCGAGGAAGAUGCCUCGUUGCGGCCCUUGCCCGCCAAGCACAUCGACACGGGCAUGGGUUUUGAGCGCCUCGUCUCCAUCUUGCAGGACAAGCCUUCCAACUACGACACGGACGUCUUCACGCCCAUCUUCAACAAGAUCCAGGAGCUCACCGGUGCACGCGCCUACACGGGCAAGCUCGGCGCCGAGGACAAGGACGGCAUCGACACCGCCUACCGUGUCGUCGCCGACCACGUUCGAACGCUCACCUUUGCCAUCUCGGACGGCGGUGUGCCCGACCGCGACGGUCGCGGUUACGUGCUGCGCCGCAUCCUACGCAGGGGUACUCGCUAUGUGAGGAAGUACUUCCAGGUGCCCAUCGGCUCGUUCUUCUCGCAGCUCGUGCCGACGCUCGUUGACCAGAUGGGUCACUUCUUCCCGGAAAUCACCAAGAAAGUCGACGAUGUCAAGGCGAUCCUCGACGAGGAGGAGGCGUCGUUUGCGCGCACGCUCGAUCGCGGCGAGAAGCUGUUCGAGGAGUACGCCGCCAAAGCCAAGGCGGCCGGUCAGAAGCAGCUGAGCGGUGGCGACGUAUGGAAGCUCUACGACACGUUCGGAUUCCCUGUCGAUCUGACGCUCAUCAUGGCCGAGGAGCAGGGUUUGGGCGUCAACGAAAAGGAGUUCGAGGCGGCCCAGGCGGAGAGCAAGGAGGUGUCUAAAGCAGGCGGCAAGAAGAGCGAGGCUGAGGCGGUCAAGUUUGACGUGCACGAUUUGGGUCAUCUCGAGAAGGACGACUCCGUGCCCAAGACGCAGGAUGACUUCAAGUACGGCGUCGACACGGUCCAGGCGACCGUCAAGGCGAUCUACCAGGACCACGCGUUUGUCGAUGCGACCUCCAAGAUUGGCGACCGCGCCAAGAACUUUGGUAUCUUGCUCGAUCGCACCUGCCUCUACGCCGAGAGCGGUGGUCAGCAGGCCGACACGGGUCGCAUCGUCAUCGACGGCAAGACCGAGUUCGUCAUCGAGGACGCCCAGGUGUUCUCGGGGUAUGUUCUGCAUAUCGGUCACCUGACCAAGGGCGAGCUGUCGCUUAACGACUCCGUGACCGUCUCGUACGACCCAUCGCGCCGCGGACCGCUGCAGUCGAACCACACGGCGACGCACAUCCUCAAUUUCGGCCUGCGCGAGAUUCUCGGCGAUCACAUCGAUCAAAAGGGCUCCCUGGUCGCGCCAACCAAGCUCCGCUUCGAUUUCUCGCACAAAUCCGGCGUUUCCCCUGCUGACCUGGCCAAGAUCGAGGACAUCUCGCUGGACUGGAUCCGCCGGGACGUGGGGGUGUUUGCGAAGGAGAUGCCGCUGGAGACGGCGCAGCGCAUCCCCGGGCUGCGCGCUGUGUUCGGCGAGGCCUACCCGGAUCCUGUGCGAGUGGUGACGCUCGAGUUUGAUCUGGACACCAUCGCUUCGGACCUCGAAAACACCAAGUGGCGUGGGACGAGUGUGGAGUUCUGCGGUGGAACGCACGUGCGCACGACGGGCGAGAUCAAGGGCAUGGUGAUCACCGAGGAGAGCGGCAUCGCCAAGGGCAUUCGACGAAUCAUUGCUGUCACCGGGGCGGAGGCGAAGGAGGUGACGCGGGUGGCGGAUGAAGCCGAGGCCAAGCUGGGCGAGAUCGAUGGCAUCCAAGAGCAGGGGGCGAAGGAUGUCGCGCUCAAGACGUUCGGUACGCAGCUGGCGGUGAUGGACAUCUCGGUCGUUCGCAAGGCUAAACUCAACGAGCGCUUUGCAGCCAUUCGCAAGAAGCUCGAUACCGGUCUCAAGGCCAAGGACAAGGCGGACACCAAGGCGGUUUCCACCGCGGUGGAGGGACACUUUAAGCAAAACCCCAACGCGGAUUACUUCAUCGCCGAAAUGCAGGUGGGCGCCAACAUGAAGGCGUUGCAAUCCGCACUGCAGCUCGCUAAGAAGUCGGACAAGACGGUCUACCUGUUCAGCCAGGAGCUGGACCCUACCGGCGCCACGGUGGCCGAUGGAUUGGCGGCAAAGGCCAAAGUCGUACACGUCGCCUACGUCUCCACGCACCACCGGGAGAAAGGGCUCGAUGCAAAGGAGUGGGUCGAAACGAGCGUCCAGCACGUCGGUGGCAAGGCCGGCGGCAAAGCGGACAGCGCACAGGGUGUCGGUGAGAUGGGCGGCAAGGCCAUGGAGGACGCCGUCGAGGCCGCUAAGAGAGUUUGGAUGCUCAGGUGCGGCGAGAGCGGCAUGCCCCUCCAGUGA
Kalmanozyma brasiliensis GHG001 is the source of this 2961-nucleotide messenger RNA. Its product is annotated as Threonyl/alanyl tRNA synthetase, SAD. Gene Ontology annotation, biological process: alanyl-tRNA aminoacylation; tRNA modification. Gene Ontology annotation, cellular component: cytoplasm; mitochondrion. Gene Ontology annotation, molecular function: aminoacyl-tRNA deacylase activity; nucleic acid binding; alanine-tRNA ligase activity. The record is from RefSeq and is a predicted model, not a curated record. Bases 1 to 2961 code for a protein of 986 amino acids. The transcript has a single exon. Lineage: Eukaryota; Fungi; Basidiomycota; Ustilaginomycetes; Ustilaginales.